CUUAUUUAAAUAUUACACUUUUUGUUUUAGAACUACACGCGCAUGCGCGCGCGAACACGUCGUGAUGGAUACGUUGUGUACGCGUCGAACGUUCAAAGGAGGACGUACGUGUGCUUUACAAAUGUAUUACACGAAAGUGAAACCGUCCUGGGGCAUUAUGCAUGCCGUAUUCACACGGAGACAUAACGUUUAAAACGGCCGGUUACGCAAGAUCGUUAACCUUCGUUUUCUUUGAUGAAUACGUGAUUGGCUAUCUUGUUAAUGAAAGUACGAUGGAUUCAAAUUGGCACGUAAACCUUUUGGGCAUUAUAAACUAUUCGAUCAGCGAGCUUUUAAACGACUAUCAACGCGAAUCACACAUUACGGUCAUUAUGGGGUCGCAAAACGAGAUGUUAAUAAAACCAAACCGAUUGCAUAUUGGAAAUGAAUAUGUUGAACAGGAUUCAUCAGCGGCUUUUAUUCAUACUGCUGCCACCGAUAUUGCUUCUCUUUCGCAUUUACAUCCCUGUGGAAAAAAAACACGUGUGUCAAACGAGUUACAGAAGGAGUUCAAGUUACACGAGUAUUGAAAAAAUGCGUAUUUCUUUAAUUCGACUUAAAUAGUUGUCACGAAAAAAAAAACGUAAAUAAAUUUGAUU
This is a messenger RNA of Sipha flava (yellow sugarcane aphid), 638 nucleotides long. RefSeq lists its product as uncharacterized. The coding region runs from base 162 to 569 and encodes 135 amino acids. NCBI's taxonomy places the organism in Eukaryota, Metazoa, Arthropoda, Insecta, Hemiptera, Aphididae. The record is from RefSeq and is a predicted model, not a curated record. The transcript is spliced from 5 exons.